UAUAAAGGCAACCACAGCCCCAGCCCCCACCUUUCCCAUCAUCAACAUCUCUCUUCUAACUUUUCCCACCUUUUUGGCAGUCUCGUUCUUACCUCUAAAGCCCAAGUAUCAAUAAUGGCAGCACAUAAUCUUCUAUUGGCUUCAUUUCUUUUCUCUUGUUUCUGUGGUUCCUCUUAUGGAUUUAUCCUCUUCUCUUCUCUGCAAAAAACUCUUCUACUCACUGCUUCACCAACACCAGGACAAGUUCUUAAAGCUGGGGUGGACAAUAUCACUGUAACCUGGGGAGUAAACCAGACGCUCCCAGCUGGGACUGACUCGGCCUACAAGACCAUCAAGGUGAAGCUGUGUUAUGCGCCUGCAAGCCAAACGGACCGCGCGUGGAGAAAAACCGAGGACAACCUAUCCAAGGACAAGACUUGCCAAGUCACCAUCGUCUCCAGGCCUUACGCCAAAAACAACCAAUCCUUUACAUGGACCGUUGAGCGUGACGUGCCCACUGCCACGUACUUUGUACGCGCCUACGCCCUCAACUCUGAAGGGGCCCAGGUGGCUUAUGGUCAGAGCACAGAUGCUCACAAAACCACCGACCUCUUUGAGAUACAGGCAAUCACCGGACGCCACGUGUCACUCGAUAUUGCCUCAGUUUGCUUUAGUGCCUUCUCUGUUUUGGCCUUGUUUGGUUUCUUCGCGAACGAGAAGAGAAAUGCCAAGACAACUGAAGCAAAGUGAAGACAAAAAGAAAUCCUGAAGGCAUUUUUAGUUUUAUUUUAUUUUUGGUGUAUUAGGGUUUCCUUGUUUUACUGGGGAAGGGAUCAUCAAGGGUAAUGCAAGCUUGGUAAUUCAAUGUUUAAUAGAUAAUUAUUUCUUAGCUCAAAAGAAAAUAAAAGAAAAAUACAUUACUUUGC
This is a messenger RNA of Manihot esculenta (cassava), 905 nucleotides long. Its product is annotated as high-affinity nitrate transporter 3.1. Gene Ontology annotation, cellular component: plasma membrane. Gene Ontology annotation, biological process: nitrate transmembrane transport; response to nitrate. The transcript has 2 exons. The record is from RefSeq and is a predicted model, not a curated record. Bases 115 to 729 code for a protein of 204 amino acids. Lineage: Eukaryota; Viridiplantae; Streptophyta; Magnoliopsida; Malpighiales; Euphorbiaceae. Gene Ontology annotation, molecular function: nitrate transmembrane transporter activity.